Messenger RNA from Penicillium cataractarum, 1074 nucleotides. RefSeq names its product TauD/TfdA dioxygenase family protein. Lineage: Eukaryota; Fungi; Ascomycota; Eurotiomycetes; Eurotiales; Aspergillaceae. The record is from RefSeq and is a predicted model, not a curated record. The transcript has 3 exons. Bases 1 to 1074 code for a protein of 357 amino acids. Gene Ontology annotation, cellular component: cytoplasm. Gene Ontology annotation, molecular function: 2-oxoglutarate-dependent dioxygenase activity.
AUGGCUCCCCGAGUACCCGAUCCUGCGCUUCCUUUGCGGCCUGGGCCUGGCAGCGUAGCUGAGCAGGUACAAUAUCCGUCGCCGUUGCGCUUCAAUGGGGCCUUGGAUAAAUUCGAUUCCGAGGACACGACGCCUGCGAUCGGUCGUGAAUUCAGCAACGUUAAUAUUGUUGAUGACCUUUUGAAUGCUCCGAAUUCAGACGAGCUCAUCCAGGAUCUUGCUAUCACCAGUACGAUGCCCCCACCAUCUGUGCUGAAUUUCACCUCUGACAAGUUUUCUACAGUCUCCCAGCGGGGUGUUGUCUUCUUCCGUGCCCAAGACAACCUUACGGAUGAUCUGCAGAACGAAUUUGGAGUCGCAGACGCGCAGGUGAGCACCAUUAGCUCGCUUGCCCGAAAGAAGAUGUUUCGCCACGAAAAGCAGCUCAACACCCGUCGUUACGACUCGGCUCAAUGGCACUCCGAUAUCCAAUUCGAGCCUGCGCCGGCUGAUUAUACUUCACUUCGCUUGACCCAGUUGCCAAAGACCGGCGGCGACACACUUUGGGCAUCGGGCUAUGAACUUUACGACCGGUUCUCACCAGCAUACCAAAAGUUCUUUGAGACCCUGACAGCGACGUAUAGUGGUUCUGGUUUCAUUGCCGCUGCUAAGGCGGAUCCUGAGAACGUCAAGAUCUAUACUGAGCCAAGAGGGAACCCUCUCAACGUUGGGGAAGAGCUGUCCGCUGUCCACCCCGUUGUACGCACUAACCCGGUUACGGGUUGGAAGAGCAUCUAUGCAGUUGGGCCAUUCCCUAAGCAAAUCAAUGAGCUCAGUCCAACUGAAUCAGAGGAGCUCUUGAAGAAAUUUUACAACACUAUCCUUGAGAGCCAUGACAUUCAGGUGAGGUUCAAAUGGCGGAAUCAAAACGAUAUCGCGAUUUGGGACAAUCGAUCAGCUUUCCACACUGCCACAUUUGACUACGAAGGGCUAGGGGAGCGCUUUGGCCACCGAGCGGUUGGUAUCGGCGAAAAGCCGUACUUGGACCCAAAUAGUAAAUCGAGGGCAGAAGCAUUCGCGGAGGAAAGUGCUUGA